AUAAAUAAGCAUAAGUAUAAGCUCUUUGAACAAAUAGGGAAAGGGGGUUCAUCUAAAGUUUUUAGAGCUUCAGUCAUCGAUUCCCCGCACCGCUACCUUGCCAUAAAGAUUGUCAAUUUAGAAGAUCAAGAAUUGUCAACCGUCUCAGAAUUAAAAGGAGAAAUAAAGAUUCUUCACAAGCUAAGGCAUUGUCCCCGAGUGGUAAGACUUUUGGAUUACUCGUUGACUUCAAAAGUUAUAUUUUUCGUUAUGGAAUGUGGUGACUUAGAUCUGGCAACAGUGUUAUCAAACCGUCAUCUGAUGUCACGAUUUUAUGAUCUUGAAUUCAUAAGAUAUCAUGCCCAAGAAAUGGUCAAAUGCAUAAAUGCUAUUCAUGAAAUGGAUGUUGUUCACUUAGAUUUAAAGCCUGCAAACUUUGUUUUUGUUUCUGGGGUUUUGAAGUUGAUCGAUUUUGGAAUAAGUAAUUCUAUCAAAGGUCAUACAGUCAAUGUGUAUAGGGAGUAUCAGAUGGGCACGCCCAAUUACAUGGCGCCUGAGACUUUACUCGAUUGUGCUGAGUCAGACAAUGGGUCCAGUGUUUGGAAAGUAGGUAAACCAGCUGAUAUCUGGUCUCUUGGCUGUAUAUUAUACCAACUAACGUAUGGAUUGACUCCUUAUGCUUCAUAUACGGGAACAAAGAAAAUUUUAGCAAUCACGAAUUCAUCAAUUAAUAUAAGCUAUCCU
Messenger RNA from Pichia membranifaciens NRRL Y-2026, 723 nucleotides. RefSeq lists its product as hypothetical. Gene Ontology annotation, cellular component: spindle; kinetochore; nucleus. Lineage: Eukaryota; Fungi; Ascomycota; Pichiomycetes; Pichiales; Pichiaceae. The transcript has a single exon. Gene Ontology annotation, molecular function: ATP binding; protein serine/threonine/tyrosine kinase activity; protein serine/threonine kinase activity. The record is from RefSeq and is a predicted model, not a curated record. The annotation marks the transcript as partial. Gene Ontology annotation, biological process: protein localization to kinetochore; meiotic spindle assembly checkpoint signaling; chromosome segregation.